AUGAAGUUCGGCAAGACGUACAUGGAGACCAUGGCGGAUCCCGCCUUCCCCGAGGAGUGGAGGAACGGCGCUCUCGAAUACAAGCAUCUCAAGAAGCUCAUCAACGGUGUCGUAGCCGAGCUCGAGUCCAUUGGUCUCGGUGCCGAUGUCUUGAGAGAGCUUCUCAUCCGCCCAGAGGGCGAUGGCACCGAUUCGCCAUACGACUCGCCAAAGUCCAAAAGCAAGCCGCUUCCCGGUCACCUCGAUGAGGCAGAGUCUGCACUGGCAGAUGAUUCGGGAAACAGCUCAGAGCAGGAGGAUCAACACGAGGCGUCGGACAAACUCACUCCCGCCGGAAAGUGGGUGAGCGACUUUUCGGUCGACAUGAUUCGCAGGGCCUCAUCACCGGGCAGAACAGCUGCUGACACGGAUGCCAACAGUACAAUGGUCAUCGAAGCAACCGAUGCUCCAACAAACGUAUCGCAAGCCAGCGAGUCUCGUAAGCCGCAGAAUGAAUCCAACUUCCUGCUUCUACCCACCUCUCCCAAGCCGCGCAGCUUGAGUCACGGUGUCGAAGAGAUCAGCUCCUCGUUGGCCGACGCCCAUUUGCAGUCGGAUGCGCGCGGUCGCGCUUCUUUCAGCGUCGGCUCUCCGUCAGACUCGAGCAAGUGGGCAGGGCUCGGACGCAAGGAUUUGGCGGCCAUGGGUCUGAGCAAAGGCGCCUCUGAUGGCAAUGCUACAGCAGGCUCCAGUCGGUCUCACGAGCCCAGUCCAGGUCGUCACGAUUGGAGCGCCAGCAAGUGGAGGGAAGAGGCCAAACUAGAUUGGGAUCCCAGCUCCAACCCGGCCAAGAACGGUCGAUCUAUGCUUUCGCCGCCUGCGACUUCACGCACCGAGAAGAGCGUGAGCCCUGCCAGGCAUCGAUGGGUCGAAGGCAAGUUUGGUCGACGCGCGCGGGCUGAAUACGAGCUCGGUGGAACGCCAGAUCACCCAGUACCACGCAUUCGGCUUUUCGUCGAGUCUCCCCUCCCAUCGGAUGACGAGGGAGACGACGACGAUGCAGACGAAGCCGACGCUGGCAGCCUCUCGGACGACAAUAGCAGCCGCAAGAGUCUGGAAGAGCAGAUCAUCGAGCUUCCGGCCACCCCGACUCGACGCUUCUCGACCAUUCCAGAGGACGGACCGGAAGGCGAGACGCGAGAGCAGAAGGUUCAACGUCAGACCGAGAUCCGUCGCAAGCGCGGUACCCGCUCGCGCGAGAUUGUCAUUCCGCUCACAGCCGACACGCAGUUCUUGGACACGCUGACGCACGCGCUGCAGAAUCUUUCCAACAUCCAGACGCACCAGCGCGAGAGCUUUGUGGCCGAGACCGAGUCGCUCUGUUCUGCGAUUGCACGCGCCUCGAGUCCGUUCGCUUCCAAGAACGACCUGUACGUGUGGAGGGAGAUCUUCGGCCUCUGGGUGGACAUGCAGGUGUUUGAAAGUCAACGCGAAAAGGAUCGCGGCGAGCUAAGCAUAGAUGAGAGCGAAGCUCGAUUGAAACGGUUUGCGCUCGAGCUAGCCAAGCGCGGCUGGAUCCACGAUCCGAACUCGCCAGCGCCCACCGCGAGCAAAAAGGGUCGUCUGGUCAAGCUCAAGCUCGGAUCGGGACCUAGCAGCCAGGGUCUGCACAAUCAGGCGAGCGCAGCGGCGAUCGAGGAUUUCCUGCGUCUCAAUUUUGCGCUCCUCGAUGUCAAGAAGUUCCAGCGCGUGAAUGUCGAGGCAGCACGCAAGAUCCUCAAGAAGCACGACAAGAGGACGGCCUUGACGGCGAGCAACGAUCUCCGCGCCUUCAUGGCGCAGCAGGAGGCCGCUCGACGUGCAAUGGGUAUCAACCCUGUUGGAUCCGGUGGUGUCGUCACCCUUCCGGCGUCUGCACUGGAGCCCCCGUCGAACGGCAACUCGACUGCGCUUGUCUCGUCGACAGCGCACCCCUCUCUUGCGGCUCUGCUACCGUCGGCCACUACAGGUAUCUUGUCCGAAUCGCUACCCCACAUCCUUCUCUCGCUGGUCACCACAACGCUUCUGCCCAUCUUGCCGUCGGUGGACGACUACAGCUGUGCCAUCUGCACGUCAGUGGCGUGGAGACCGGUGCGACUCGACUGUUCGCACCUGUUUUGCUUGCGAUGCCUCGUCAAGCUGCAACGACAAGGCAAGGACGACUGCCCGCUUUGCAGAGCGCCAGGUGUGGUCAAGACGGCGGACCGCAAAAACAUGGACGAGGAAGCCGACAAGUACCUGCAGACUUGGUUCCCUCAGGAGGUCAAGGAGAAGAACAAGGAGAACGAAAAGGAUCGUCGACAGGAGGAUCUAGAGGCUAUGGGGCUGCGGGAGAAGGAUUGUGUGAUUAUGUGA
This is a messenger RNA of Pseudozyma hubeiensis SY62, 2373 nucleotides long. RefSeq lists its product as hypothetical. Bases 1 to 2373 code for a protein of 790 amino acids. The record is from RefSeq and is a predicted model, not a curated record. Lineage: Eukaryota; Fungi; Basidiomycota; Ustilaginomycetes; Ustilaginales; Ustilaginaceae. The transcript has a single exon. Gene Ontology annotation, molecular function: metal ion binding.